AUGCCCCCAACCGCCCAAAUCCCCUCUACAAGCCCAAGCCCAACAAACUGGAAACUCACAACAACCCUCCUAGGCCCCGGAACCCUAUUUAUCUCACCUGCAACAAACCACAUAGCACGUGCCACGCAACAAGCAGCCAAAACCGCCGCCCGUGCAGCAGCUCCAAACCACAUCUGCGUCUCAGUGCGGUGUGUGGGCUGCGCCAUGGCGGCGGAGUCGGUGCGAGCGCGGCUGGCUGUUGAGCUGAGCGGACAUGGGAUUGUGCAGGCGUCGGCGGGGGAGUGUGUUUUCUUCCGGGUUGGUGAAAAAGAAGGCGCGGUGCAUUCUGAGCCGCGAUCGCAUGGGGAUCGCGUAUUUGUCAAUGUUGUUCCUGGUCAUGAGGCGGAUCUGAGAGCACUGAUGAUGAAGUGGGGAAUGGAGUACCCGCGGGCUUGGUGUGUUGGGUUGCCGAUGAUUAUUGGGGAGGGGGAGGAGUGUUUGAGGGAUGUUGGGGGGCAGAUUUGA
Penicillium digitatum Pd1 is the source of this 504-nucleotide messenger RNA. The record is from RefSeq and is a predicted model, not a curated record. Lineage: Eukaryota; Fungi; Ascomycota; Eurotiomycetes; Eurotiales; Aspergillaceae.